AUGUGGAAGCUCAGACUAGUUGCAGACACCCUCAACGACUCGUUCCGGAUGAUUUUCAUCCUGGGGCAUGAGAUCGCCAUUGACGAGUCUUUGUGGAAGCUUUUAGGACCUACAACCCAACCAAGAGGGCGAGGGUACAUCUCUUGUUUCCAGGUGUCCACUGGGAGGGACUCUGGUGACAUGACCUCUUCCACGAAACCAGUGUUUCAUCUGAUGGAGUAUGGCGGCUUCCAUGACAAAGGAUACCAGUUUUUUGUGGACAACUGGUACAUGUCGCCUAAGCUCUUUCAUUUGUUGCAGUCACGAAGGACAAAUGCGGUAGGCAUAGCCCGGCUGAACAGGAAGUUCAUGCACAAGGACCUCAGUGUGAGGAGGGGUGAUGUCGAUUACUACAACAGCACGACGGGAUUGCUGGCCUUGAUGUUGAAGGACAGCAACAUCAUCACCAUGCUGUCUACUGUCCAUACUGCCGUAAUGGAAGGGGAGAAGCCGUUGGUAGUAAAGGAUUACAAUGUCGGCAUGAAGGGAGGCGACGUUGGUGAUCAGAUGGCGGGCUACUACCCAAUGCCUCGCCAGUCUAGAGUCUGGUACAAGGUCUUCUUUUUUCUCUUUGACAUUGCCAUUGUCAACACCUGGGCCGUCCAUCAUGUCCUUGGCUGGAGGGAAUCACAGAAGGCCUUCAGACUGGGGCUCAUCCCUGAACUCUUGGGGCAGUUCAGGGAGGGGUCCAUCCCCUUCAGGGCCCACACUGCAAUAAGUUCAACCAUUGCAGCCAGGCGAGCUCUGCAGCAGCGGCAGCAAGAAGGUGUCUUAGGGAUACACAGGAUGCUCGAGGGCGGAGAACUGAGAGAGGAAGAGCGCUGA
Molecule: messenger RNA, 864 nt
Organism: Penaeus vannamei (Pacific white shrimp)
Lineage: Eukaryota; Metazoa; Arthropoda; Malacostraca; Decapoda; Penaeidae
Source: RefSeq, a predicted model, not a curated record